Molecule: messenger RNA, 1329 nt
Organism: Rosa rugosa (rugosa rose)
Lineage: Eukaryota; Viridiplantae; Streptophyta; Magnoliopsida; Rosales; Rosaceae
Product: F-box/LRR-repeat protein 12
Exons: 1
Coding region: 1-1173 (390 amino acids)
Biological process (GO): SCF-dependent proteasomal ubiquitin-dependent protein catabolic process
Cellular component (GO): SCF ubiquitin ligase complex
Molecular function (GO): protein binding
Source: RefSeq, a predicted model, not a curated record
AUGCAGCAAACUACUUGUAACUCUAGUACUAAUGCUCUUACUUCCAUUAUGGACUUGCCUGAUGAUUGUCUCUUCUUUAUUUUCCACCGCCUUGAUUCUUGCUCUGACCGUGAAUCCUUUGGCUUGACUUGUCAUCGCUGUCUUCGUAUUCAAAAUCUUAGCCGCCGGUCCUUGCAGUUUGAGUGUUCAUUUAGGCAACUUGACAAACCCUCAUUAUCACAUUCCAACAUUACCAUUAACAGCUCCCAUGUCCAUAGGCUGCUUACUCGCUUUCAGCAUUUGCGCUCAUUGUCCCUAUCUGGUUGCACACACUUACCUGAUUCAAGCUUGAGCCAUUUGGCAAGCUAUGGUUCAAAGUUGCACACACUUCACCUGGAUUGCUGUUUUGGUAUUACUGAUCAUGGGUUGUCUGUGGUAGCUACUAGUUGCCCCUCAUUACAAGUCAUCAGCCUUUAUCGCUGCCAAAUUACUGAUUCUGGGCUAGAAAGUUUGUCUAAUUCUUGCUCAACUUUGAAGGAUGUGAAUCUCUUGUACUGCCAUGCUAUUUCUGACUCUGGUUUAAGGGCUCUUUCACAGAGGUGUCGCCAGCUUCAGGCAGUUAGGAUAUCAAAUUGUAAGGGUGCCACUGGUAUUGGCUUUCAAGGUUGUUCCUCGACUUUAGCUUAUGUAGAAGCUGAAUCUUGCAAGCUUGCGCCAGAGGGAAUUUCGGGAAUCGUCAGUGGAGGUGGGAUUGAAUAUUUGAACCUAUCUGGUUUGAUUUGGCGUAGUGGUGGAACUGGUUUGGGAACAAUUGGAAGAGGGUUCGCCCUUAGGCUUAAGAUUCUUAACCUCCGGAUGUGUAGAACCGUUGGCGAUCAGUCUAUUGUAGCAAUUGCGGAAGGUUGUCCACUACUUGAAGAAUGGAACUUAGCACUGUGUCAUGAGGUCAGGAUAGUUGGGUGGUCUUCUAUUGGAACAAACUGCCAAAAGUUGGAAAAACUUCAUGUGAAUCGGUGUCGCAAUCUAUGUGAUCGUGGUUUGGAGGCAUUGCGAAAUGGUUGCAAGCAGCUCUCUGUUCUGUACAUGAACGGUUGUGUUAAGGUUACAUCUACAGCAGUAGAGAUAUUCAAAUGUUAUAGGGGUGAUGUUACUGUCGAGGUAGAAGAAAAGAUGUGUAUAGGGCCUAGCUGGUAAUUAUGUGUAUGAUUUAUUUGACAUGAAAAUGUCAAUAUUCUCAAGACUUGCUUGAACAUGUGUCUUUGAGCUAGUGCUUUGGUGAUCAACGACCUGAGAUUUUCACUUUACUUGCACUGAUGAUUGAUGAAAGCAAUAAGAGGGUGUUUGGUCUGA